GGAGUUGUGGCGCCGACGCUUUGGUUUAUGUUCCAGGCUUGGGCUAUAUCGAAGAGAGGCCCCUUUGUUCUCGAUAAUAAAUAAUCCUCUCUGUGCAGUCAUUGUUACAAUCUUGGCUUCUCUGUUCCUCCAAGAAGAGCUUUUCACCGGAAGCUUAGUCGGAGUGAUUAUGUGUGAUAAUGGGUCUUUACACUGUGCUCUGUGGGUAAAGCUAAAGAUGUUAUG
Molecule: messenger RNA, 225 nt
Organism: Thlaspi arvense
Lineage: Eukaryota; Viridiplantae; Streptophyta; Magnoliopsida; Brassicales; Brassicaceae
Source: the annotation of a GenBank genome assembly